AUGGUUGAUCCAUUUUCUAAAUACUGUUGGACUGCUUCUUUGUUUAAAAAGAGCGCCAAGGCUGUUAGUAAUACGUUUAGGAUCGCGUUCGGUACUUUUGACUCUCCUUUUAUACUUUAUAUAGACAAUGGUAAAGAAUUUUGCAAUACCGGUGUAUCAGAUAUAUGUAAUGAAUUUAAUAUUAGGCAUGUUAAAGGUAGAGAAAGAUGUCCCCGGAUUCAAGGCCAGGUAGAGCGAUGCAAUCAAGCCCUUAAAUACAUGAUAAGAUCUACUUUGCGUACAAAAGGUAUGGUGGGUAGAUGGACAGAAGUUAGAGAGCGCAUCACAUAUUCAUACAAUAAUCUUAGGCAUUCUACUACUGCACAGAUACCGACAAAUCUGGUUUUUGGUAGACCAAUUUAUGGAAUUAUAAACCUGGAGAAAGCCAACGAAUUGUAUAAUUUUUCAGAAAAUGAAAUAGAAAUUUUAGACCAUGGGAAUGCUGCAGAAGUUGAACCACUGCCAAUUUUAGAUGAAGAAGCGGAUUUACCUGAUAUUUAUCGGCACAUACUAUCUCUUAAUGAACAAAACGAAAGUAAUACGAAUAAUUUAAGGCCUAUAGCUCGUGAAUCUAUUCACAGAGCUGCAGAAAGAAUAAUAAGAAACGUUGGGUGGCGAUAUGAUCGUUUUUAUUUUGAAAUUGGAGAUCGUGUAAUGAUAAGACCAAGUCUUGA
Messenger RNA from Vairimorpha ceranae, 713 nucleotides. Its product is annotated as zinc finger protein. Gene Ontology annotation, molecular function: nucleic acid binding. The transcript has a single exon. The annotation marks the transcript as partial. Gene Ontology annotation, biological process: DNA integration. The record is from RefSeq and is a predicted model, not a curated record. NCBI's taxonomy places the organism in Eukaryota, Fungi, Microsporidia, Nosematidae.